CCCCAAAUGUGGAAUGAAUGAGCGUGCCGCGGACAGGGCAACAACAGAUAGUGUCGACGGAGCUCUGAAGUGUAGUUUCGUAAAUAUUUCCCACAAAAAUAUCCAAAUUGAAAUACAUCAACAACCGCCACAAUCGGGAGAAAAGACUGCAAAAUGGAAACAACGAAGAUGUUGUCGAAUUUUCGUUGAUAUUUAACACACAAAAAAACUAUCCUCGAAUAUAUAGUCUUUACAUACCGGCAUCGUUCUGUGCCGCGAUUCGUUUCGAAAUCAAAACAGUUUCUGGAACUGAUCUAAAGGAACUUGGAGUCCAUAUAAAUUUAUAGUCUUUUGUGGAAUUUUAGUUGUUCAAUUUUUUUCCCGUGCUUCUUCGCGAGUGUACAUAUAUGUAAUAUAUUUCCAACUGUUCCGCAAUGAAGCCCGUUUGACCCUGAGACCCCGAGAACCUCUCUCGUGUCGGAGUGACAGCCCCAUACAAUACCCCUAACCUAACCUAACCCUGCCCCCCGCGACCCAAACGAUAACCAAGAAGAUAUGUUGGCUCGUGCAACGGCCCUGGGCCUGAUCCUGCAGAGCAUCUGGCUGGGAAUCGGUGGAAGCGCCAGCCUCGAUGGACACGGCCAAGUGGUGGGCCACCAUCAUCACCACUCGAGUGGAUUACAGUGCCAGCGAAUAGCCGUGUCGGCUUGCCAGGGCCUCGGCUACAAUAUGACCGCACUGCCCAAUCUGGCUGGUCACACCAAUCAGCUGGAGGCUGAGCUACAGAUUGCCAAGCUGCUGCCUUUGAUCGAGUCGGGCUGUUCGCGACGGGCGCGAUUUCUGCUCUGCUCGGCGCUGUUUCCGCUCUGCACGCCGGAUGUGCCACGGCCCGUGACCGCCUGCAAGUCCCUCUGCGAGACGGUGAAGGGCGAAUGCGACGCCAAUGCCGGUCCGGAGCUGAUGCAGCUGUGGCCGUCGUUCCUCAGCUGCGACAGUCUGCCGCAGCCGGAGAAGCACGAGCUGUGCAUGCAGAUACCCCAGGACCAGGAGGGUGCCCAUGCGCCGCCAACGGCCAGUCCGGCCGCAUCUGAGCUCGCACCCGCCCAGGAUCCACAAUUGCAACAGCAGCAGCAGCAGCAGCAACAGUUGCAGCAGCAGCAUCCGCAACAGCAGCAGCAGCACAUGUCUCGCUUUUGGAUGUCCUGGAAGACGGGUGGACCGCUGGCUGGUGGCAACGGCGGUGGAGGAGGAGCUGGUGCUGCUGGUGGUGGCGGCGGCAGCUUGGCCGCCAUCAUCUGUCCGCAGAACUUCAGCGGCAGUCACCUGAAUCCGGAGGAGUGCCUGCCCCAAUGCCAAAGGGACGCCUACCACACCACGCAGCAGAAGAAGCUAACGGAGAGCCUGAUCCUGGGCCUGUCCGCCGUGUGCUUUGUCCUCACGCUCUUCGCACUGGUCACAUUCUGGGCGGAGCCGACGCGAUUCGGCUACCCGGAGCGCCCCGUGCUCUUCCUCUGCCUGUGCUACAACCUGUUCAGCGUGUGCUACCUGGAGCGGAUCGUGUUCCACAACCAGGCCCGCAGUCUGGCACAGCUGCAGGAGUCGCAGGGGCUGCGGCUGCGUCCCGUCUGCCAGCUGACGCCGCCCUGCCUGGCCUCGUACAUCACCACCUCGUACCUGAGCCUGUGCGCCGCCAGCUGGUGGCUGAUCUUCGCCCUCUGCUUCUACCUCUCCUCGCACAAGAAGUGGUCGAGCGAGGCGCUCGAGAAGCGCUCCGGUCUGUUCCAUGUGCUGGCCUGGGUGCCGCCACUGGUGCCGCCGAUCGCGGCCCUGCUCCUGGAGCGUGUCCGUCCCAGCGAGCUGACGGGCAUGUGCUCGGCCCCCGGAUUCGUGGAGCUGCCCGCCCUGGUGCUGCUCCUCCUGGGUCUCUACUUUACGCUGCGCGCCUCCCGCUCCCUGCACUCGUUGCAGCAGCAGCUGCAGCCCACGCUGGCCCACCACCGCUUCGGCCAGAUCCGGAAGCGGUUCGUCAUCUUCUCGCUGCUCUUCUUCGUGCCCACGGCGGCGGGCGUGGUGGCCGCCCUCUGCGAGCGCUUCGGCGAUCCCGUGCCCAGCUGCUCGACGCCCGAGGAUUGCGCCUCGCCGGAUUCCCUCACCGCCUGGCCGGCGCUGGUGCGGAUCUUCUUCCAGCUGGCCGGUGGCACACUCACCGGCAUGUGGGUGUGGUCCCGCAAGACCUGCGAGAGCUAUCGCAGUCGCCUGGUGGCCGGCGGUACGCCCACCUCCUCGCUGAUGGCCCAGAGCAAGUCGGCGGCGGUGGUGGGGGCGGGGGCUGCGAAUGCCCAUCACGCCAAUGCCAUGGGAGGCGGCGGCGGCGGCGGCGGCGGAUACGUUCUGCCCAAGAAGCAUCUGUACACCAGCGGUAAAUCGAUGCUUGCCAGCGGAGGCAUCGCCGGCAUCGGAGGUUUCGUAGGCGGUGGUGGAGGCGGAGGCGGGGCCACGGCUCCGCUCUAUGCGGGAAUUAGUUUCCACAAUGUUCCCGUCUACAAUCCCAAUCAGUCGCGUGUCUAAGGAGCGACUGGCGCUGGCUUCAAGCCUGAUCCAUGAUCUGGAUACAUGAUUCAUGAUGCAUGAUCCACGAUCUCCCCUCCCCAUAUAAUACAAAAAUUAAUAAUUAAACAAAAAAUAAUCAAUUGAAAUGUGUUAAUAGAUCUUAAGAGCCAGAACACUCUCCUUCCGCAGACCCCCCCCCCAUUUUGAAUAGUUUUUUAAGUAUUUUCUAAGUCCUGUGUAAAUAGAGGAAUUUUAAUUCUAUUUAUCCUUUUUUUUUUUUAUUUGUAUAUGUUUUUUUUUCUUGGUAAUUAAUUAGUUUUUA
Molecule: messenger RNA, 2851 nt
Organism: Drosophila obscura
Lineage: Eukaryota; Metazoa; Arthropoda; Insecta; Diptera; Drosophilidae
Product: frizzled-3
Exons: 2
Coding region: 535-2547 (670 amino acids)
Biological process (GO): canonical Wnt signaling pathway; non-canonical Wnt signaling pathway
Cellular component (GO): plasma membrane
Molecular function (GO): Wnt-protein binding; Wnt receptor activity
Source: RefSeq, a predicted model, not a curated record